Molecule: messenger RNA, 1570 nt
Organism: Durotheca rogersii
Lineage: Eukaryota; Fungi; Ascomycota; Sordariomycetes; Xylariales; Xylariaceae
Exons: 2
Coding region: 253-1242 (329 amino acids)
Biological process (GO): regulation of transcription by RNA polymerase II
Cellular component (GO): nucleus
Source: RefSeq, a predicted model, not a curated record
CUUCCAUCUCUCCCCAUCCUAGGUCAAAGCGAAGUUGCCAGCCACAUCCUCGCCAUCCAAGAAGCCCUUCAGAAAAAGGGCAUCGAGUACGGUUUCGCCUUCACGUCUCCUGUGGGGGACCCUCACGGCCUGUGCCGCCGAUAUACCGUUCCCCAGCGCCACCGAUUCAACGAUCGCCUCCGCCUGUACUUCCUCCAGACCUUCGGCACGAACCGGCCGCACAACCAGACGCUCCCCGGCUAUCGCUUCAAGAUGAGCGUCGUAUUCGAGAACCGAUCGGCCCUGCGUAACGAUCCGUACUCGACGGUCGUUGAUGAUGGCGACCUCGUGGAGGAUGGAGACCGGCGCUUCUCUCCUAAUGUGGUACCCGACCUUAUCGGGUUCCCCUCCGACGAAAAUCCUAUGCUGCCUGCCUCCCCAGACUCCUCCGGCAUAAUGAACAUGCCUCAGACUCCCGAGCGACGUCUGUCACCACCCGCCCGAGCCGAAACUGAUCCGGCGUCGCCCUUGCGCAUGCGACCCAUCGCCAAACCACAACGCCAGGCAACCAAGAAUCUCGACGGCAAGUACUGCUGCACGUUCCCUGGAUGCACCGAGCCGGUUAAACAGUUCGGCCGAAAGUGCGAGUGGAGUAAACAUAUGGACAAGCACGACCGCCCCUACAAGUGCCCGGCCGAGGGCUGCGAGAACCUGCCCGGCUUUACGUACUCGGGUGGUCUCCUCCGGCACGAGCGCGAGGUCCACGGCAAGCACGGCGGCCCCAAGAACCCGCUGAACUGCCCGCACCUGAACUGCAAGCGCCACACCGGCAAGGGCUUCUCGCGCCUCGAGAACCUCAACGAGCACCUCCGCCGGGUCCACACGCCUGGCAAUAGCGGCCCGCCGUCGGUCGAGGGCGAGCCCGACGAGUUCGUCGCCCUACGCGCUCUCGAGACGCCGGCUCCUGCCGUCGUUGCUGUCAACGGCGGCGCUCCCGCUCCCUCUCCCGGCGGGGUCGGAGUCGCAGCCGGUAGCGAGAAGACGGGCGAGAAGCGCAAGGCCGACACGGACCUGCACGACCAGGUGAAGCGCCUACAGAUGGAGAACCAGCACCUGCGCAGCCAGGUCGAGGCCCAGAAGCGCCAGCAGAUCGCCAUGAUGGAGCAGAUGCAGGAGCUACGCGAGCACCUCGAGGGCCGCGCCGGCCUCCGUCUCGUCGGCGCCAACGACCCCGUCGUAGGUGGCGACUCUUCCGAAGACUAAGGGCGGGCCGGGGUGUGCUGCCACGAUGCGCAUGAUAGGACUAACCCUCCCCUCCGGCUCCCUCAACCCUCCGGGUCUUCCCCCCUCCUCCUCCUCCUCUCGGUUUUUUUCUCCUUGUUUUCAAAUUGCCUUUGUUGCUGCUGGUUUACGAUAAUACCCCACCCCGCGUAUCUGCAUCGUUGUCGGAGUUUUCUGUUUUUCUAUUUCUUUUUCGUCGUCUUUGUAUCGGGGAUAGGACCAGGGCUACACAGACAUGCAAACACACCGGCGUUGGGAGGUUUAAUCGUACAUACAUUCACCUCGAGGACGUUUUCGUACCUUGUUAGGU